AUGUGUGAUGAAUCAACGUUCUUGGACGAUAGUUUUCAACCCGACAUCCUUACGCCAAAAGCGAUUGCCAUGCGAAAAAUUGAAUUUAUUUGUGCAGACGUGAAAGAACAAAGAGAUCGUGGCGAUGAAAGAAUUGUAAUGCGAACUGGGCUGACGGUUGACGAUAAAUGUCUGAAAUAUUCGAAUAAAACGUACUUGAGAUUGGAAAUGGAUUUGAUGUGUUUAUUGCAGAUUUAUGAUUUAUUAUUUAAUGAUAAAAAAUCGACAAAGCGAGAAUUGUUUUAUGAAAGAAAAGAUGUUUAUAGAAAUCAAGGUGUUGCGGAUAGAUGUUUACAAAGAUUAUGCACACUUUUGGAAGAAACUAGAGCAAACUUAAAUAUUGUAAGUCCUCUUGAAUAACAUAGUUUCAUAGAAAAUUUCUAGCUCUCCUGCUCAAAGGGAAUUUUGCGCGGCCCGGUUUCUUUUCUCACUCAAUCAAUUGGUAUUAUCGAUGGAAAAACUCAAAAUAUUUUACUUUCUGAAGAAUUAUCCGAUUGUUCGAUUAUAAAUGAUGCUCGCUUCAUUUUAGUAAUCGAAAAAGAGUCGAGUUUCCAGAAAUUAUUGGAUGAACGCUUUUUCUUUUUUAUGCCCGAUUGUCUUUUGGUUACUGUGAGUUUUUUUGUUGUUGAAAAAAAAAGAUGAAAAUUAAUUAUUUAGGGUAAAGGAUAUCCCGAUAUUUGCACCCGUCUGGUUUUGAAAACAUUGGUUGAUAAAUUGAACAUUCCGAUUUUUGGAUUAUUUGAUGGAGAUCCACAUGGUUUGUUUUUUUGUAAAAUUUUGAAACGCAAUUCAGCUUCCCCAAAAAAUUAACUUUUAAAAUUAUCAAAUUUUUUAAAAAGCUCAGAAUUGAAAAAUAUUCUGGUAAUAAUAAUAAUAAAGAGAAUUUGUCAAGACGGACCUGAAAAACAAAAUUUUGCAGGUAUCGAAAUCUUCCUGACAUACAAAUUCGGUUCUUCCAAAAAUCAUUCCGAAUCUUCUGACGCAUUUAUCCCGGAUAUUGAAUGGAUUGGAGUAUUUCCAUCAGAUUCCACAAGAUUUCCAAUAUUUCCCGAUCAACUUUUGCCACUUUCAAAAUUGGAUGUCACAAAAAUCGAAACAUUGAAAAGUCGAGCAUUUCAGUUGAGUGAAAUUGAAAUUUGUCAUGAAUUGGAAUUUAUGCGAGAUUUUGGGAAGAAAAUUGAAAUUGAAGCGAUAAGUGGAUUAGGAAAUGGUUAUUUGGCGAGAGAAAUUAUUUAUCCGAGAAUUUUGGAUGCUUUUUCCCGGCGAACGUGUACAAAUUUUCAGUUUUAA
Caenorhabditis angaria is the source of this 1329-nucleotide messenger RNA. NCBI's taxonomy places the organism in Eukaryota, Metazoa, Nematoda, Chromadorea, Rhabditida, Rhabditidae. The record is from the annotation of a GenBank genome assembly.